This is a messenger RNA of Hipposideros armiger (great roundleaf bat), 1873 nucleotides long. RefSeq names its product epidermal retinol dehydrogenase 2-like. Lineage: Eukaryota; Metazoa; Chordata; Mammalia; Chiroptera; Hipposideridae. Gene Ontology annotation, molecular function: all-trans-retinol dehydrogenase (NAD+) activity. The record is from RefSeq and is a predicted model, not a curated record. Gene Ontology annotation, biological process: retinal metabolic process; retinol metabolic process. Bases 605 to 1534 code for a protein of 309 amino acids. The transcript has 7 exons. Gene Ontology annotation, cellular component: lipid droplet.
CCACCACGGGGCCAAAAGGGCUUUUGACCUUGAUCCCAAGUGGAAGAGUAUGACGCUGCUGGAGAGCUCCGCUUCUGGGCGCUGCGCCGCAGGCUGCAGAGGCAUGACCUGCUCCCUCCGCGCCUGGACUCCCGCACCUGCCUGCUCUUUGUUCUCUAACACAAAGGUUCCCAGCCUCGAGGCUGCGCUCGGAAACACCUGGAGAACUUUUUAAUUGCUCUUACCUGACCCCGCUUCCAACCCAGAAAUUCCGAUUUAAUAAUCAGGGAGCAGGCUAGCUAUCGAAAUUUUUAAACGUCGCUGAAGGUUUACAUUCAAAAUCUUGGCCUGCGCGUCGGGUCUUCGCGACCUAAUUUCCAGCUUCUUAAUCUGACCGCCUGGGGGAAAAAAAGAAAGAAAGAAGAAAGAAAGGAGAGCGGCCCAAAUAGCGCCCGGAGCCCGGCGCUGCCCCACCCCUGCGCCUGCAGAUUUAGCCUCUGGCGUGCGCGGGGAUACACCCCUGAGCUUUGCCCAGCAGCAAUCCAGGGACAGCAGUGCCCGAGGCGGACGACACCGGCUUCUCCGCAGACUGCGAGGGCAGCGUGUCCGGGGUGUCAGCCAGAAUAUGGCUCCCAGCCUGAGCUCAGCAAAGGAAUUAUUAAGUUUCUUAGGAAAAUCAGUGUUUACCAUUCUGGAGACUAUCGUGUUUACCUUAAUCCCAAAGCCACGGAAGAAUGUUGCUGGUGAAAUCAUACUCAUAACAGGCGCUGGGAGUGGACUUGGGAGGCUCCUCGCCCUCAAAUUUGCCCACCUUGGAGCUGUGCUUGUCCUCUGGGAUAUCAACAAGGAGGAGAACGAGGAGACGCGCAAGAUGGCUCAGGACGCUGGAGCGGUAAGAGCUCAUGCCUAUACCUGCGACUGCAGUCAAAAGGAAGAAGUAUAUACAGUGGCUGAUCAGGUUAAAAGGGAAGUUGGUGAUGUUUCCAUCCUAAUCAAUAAUGCCGGCAUCGUAACAGGCAAAAAGUUCCUCGACUGCCCAGAUGAGCUGAUGGAAAAGUCUUUCGAUGUGAAUUUCAAAGCACAUUUAUGGACUUAUAAAGCCUUUCUACCUGCUAUGAUCGCUAAUGACCAUGGACACUUAGUUUGCAUUUCAAGUUCAGCUGGAUUAAUUGGAGUAAAUGGGCUGGCAGAUUAUUGUGCAAGUAAAUUUGCAGCUUUUGGAUUUGCUGAAUCUGUAUUUGUAGAAACAUUUGUCCAGAAAAAAAGGGGGAUCAAAACCACCAUUGUGUGCCCGUUUUUUAUAAAAACUGGAAUGUUUGAAGGUUGUACUACCAGUUGUCCUUCUCUGUUACCAAUUCUGGAACCAGAAUAUGCAGUCAGAAAAAUAGUUGAUGCUAUCCUACAAGAAAAAUUGUACCUGUAUAUGCCAAGGUUUAUAUACAUCAUGGUGUUUUUAAAAAGUGUCCUGCCCCUCAAGAUGGCACUGCUCUUGGCUGAAUAUAUGGGUACCUUCAAGGUAAUGGAUGGCUUCGUUGGCCAAAAGAAGAAGAGCUAAAGACCAACUCUAUGGUUGAUUUCAUCUGCUACCCAACGUUGUAUACUGCUUAUUUUAAGGAAAAGGAUUUUUGUCUGAUAGAAUAUAUCUGGAGACUACAAGUACCUUCUUAUUCUGCUAUCUGGAUUAGUAUUUUCAAUCAAUACUUUUGAAAAUUAUGUUGCUGUCUGAUUUUUGUUGAGUUGUUGUUGUUUUUUUAAUUAAUAAAAGCAGCCCGUUUUUAUCAUCUCUGCUUGCAACAGAGUUGAGAGAGACAGAAUCUUCUCUCAUGAUCUGCCUUUUGCUCUGGUCACUGGGAAGGUGGCUGAAAUGGAGCAGUUAGCUGUGCUGGAGCCUGCA